This is a messenger RNA of Humulus lupulus (European hop), 1600 nucleotides long. RefSeq lists its product as uncharacterized. The record is from RefSeq and is a predicted model, not a curated record. The coding region runs from base 60 to 1400 and encodes 446 amino acids. The transcript has 3 exons. Lineage: Eukaryota; Viridiplantae; Streptophyta; Magnoliopsida; Rosales; Cannabaceae.
UCUAACCUUCUUUACCAUUCACUAGUUAUCUCUCUCUCUCUCUCUCAAGAACAGAAACCAUGGCUGACUUAAUGGUGGGGGGAGCUCUUCUCUCUAGUUUUAUCAAUGUCCUCUUUGACAGGCUUGCUUCCAAAGAGGUCCUUGACUUCUUACGAGGAAACAAACUCAAUCUUAAGCUGCUCAAAAGGUUGAAGACUAUGUUGCUACCAACUAAUGCCCUGCUGAACGAUGCCGAGGAGAAGCAGCUUGGAGACAACAACGUGAAGAAUUGGCUUGAUGAGCAUAAAGAAGUACUGUAUGAAGCAGAUCACGUGAUGGACAAGAACAGUACUGAAGCUCUGCGACUCAAGAUGGAGGAAGAUGAACUCGAAAGCACAGCAAGUAUGGACUCUGAUGACGUCUUCGAUCAUUAUCAGGCCGUCGCUGCUUCUUCCAUCCCAAAGAAGGAUGGCAAGAGGGCUCGAGGGGAAAGCAGCAAGACCCCCUCGAAGAAGGCUCGAACAGACGACGCUCCAGCCACCGCCCCUUCCAAGGAGAACACACCACCUCCGCCCCCCACCGAGCAGACGACUCCCACACCUGCUAAUCCACAGCCUUCUUCUAGGGCUGCCGACAAGGAGGCAUUGGACAACUCGUCCGAAGGCUCCCUGCCCAGCCUUGUGGUCGGAUCAGCCAGAGAGAUGAUAUACAAACUCUCAAAGCACAGACGCAGUCAGGCCGCUAUCACCGAAACUGCUUCAAUGGAGGCUGAUCAAGUCGUCAACAGGGGGCUGAACGAGAUAGUUAGCGGGCUGUUAACUCUUACUGCUGGCUCGCGCCGUAUUGGGGCGUUGGUUUCUCAAGGCAGAAAUUUUGACUCCAGGCUUGCCCAGGCAAAGGAAGUAUUUGAGGUUGACAAGGACAAGCUGCUCGAGGAGAACAAGGAGCUGUCCAGACAGUACGAACAAAUGUGUGAGGACCAAGCUAUUCUCACUAAGGAGCUUCAGGACGCCCAAGAGGCCUUGAAGAAAGCUAACGAGGCCCGGGAGAAAUGGAGGGAAAGUUCUGUACUUGUCACCCAAGAGUGUAAGCAGCUUGGAUUUGAUCUGACCGCCAGCAGGGAAGAGAAGAAGAAGCUCGAGGAGCGAGUGCAGGAGCUCGAGGAGGAAGGGGCCAAGAAUUUGAAGAAGUCCAAGGAAGCCACUCACCUCUGCUUCUAUGAAUUUUGGAAGCACAACCGGGAGGCCAACUUCAACUACUUAACUGAGCGGCUGAAGAGGACUCUGAUGGCGCAGUGCGCCAUCUGGUUGGAGGCAGAGGAGAAGGCUAAGGCUAAGGCUCCUGUUGCUGAUGCUGAAACUGGUCCCCCGGCCGAUCAAAGCACUCCUUCUAAUCCUGAAGACCCUCUUGCUCCUCAAUGAUUAUUUUUCUUUUAUUUUGUUUUUAUGGCCCACGGGUCUACUUGUAAAGACAAUUUACUUUUAUUGCUGCAAGGGUAGCUUUUUUACUUAUAACUGAACAAUUACAUCCGAGCAAUACUGCUCGCGGUGUAAAAGCUUUUCACUUUUAAUUGAACAAUUACAUCCGAGCAAUACUGCUCACGGUGUAAAAGAUUGCCUUA